AUGCACUUCACAACCACCGCCGCCCUCACCCUCCUCGCAGCCGUCUCGGCUUCCCCUCUCUCACCCCGUCAAGGAGGCGCCUUCGUCGCUGUCGGUCUCAAGUACUCGGGUCCAGGAUGCACGGAUUCGACGCUGAUUAAUGCGGAUCCUAUUUUCGGUAAUGGAAACGUAUGUCAGCCGCUUGACCGUUUUGAUACUGGAGUACCGAUUCGGAGUUAUAGUACGUCGAGGGUUUCAGAGGGUUGUAGUGGUAAGUUUCCAUUUUUUUUCCCAUUUUCUUCAAGGGUCGAAGAUGGGGGAGGGGGGGGGAUGUGGGAUGUUUUGGAUGAUUAG
This is a messenger RNA of Bipolaris zeicola 26-R-13, 333 nucleotides long. RefSeq lists its product as uncharacterized. The transcript has a single exon. The record is from RefSeq and is a predicted model, not a curated record. Lineage: Eukaryota; Fungi; Ascomycota; Dothideomycetes; Pleosporales; Pleosporaceae. The coding region runs from base 1 to 333 and encodes 110 amino acids.